Messenger RNA from Neoarthrinium moseri, 714 nucleotides. RefSeq lists its product as uncharacterized. Gene Ontology annotation, molecular function: orotate phosphoribosyltransferase activity. The transcript has a single exon. The record is from RefSeq and is a predicted model, not a curated record. Bases 1 to 714 code for a protein of 237 amino acids. Gene Ontology annotation, biological process: 'de novo' pyrimidine nucleobase biosynthetic process; pyrimidine nucleotide biosynthetic process; pyrimidine ribonucleoside biosynthetic process. Gene Ontology annotation, cellular component: cytoplasm. NCBI's taxonomy places the organism in Eukaryota, Fungi, Ascomycota, Sordariomycetes, Amphisphaeriales, Apiosporaceae.
AUGUCCAUCCCGCCCUGGAAAGCCGCCUUCCUGGCCUCGGCCCUCGACGGCCGCGCCCUGCGCCUGGGCUCCUUCGAGCUCAAGUCCAAGCGCAUCUCGCCCUACUUCUUCAACGCCGGCGACUUCUACCGCGCCGACCUGCUGACGGCCCUGGCCGUCGCCUACGCCAACACCAUCCACGAGUCCUUCUCCUCGUCCUCGUCCUCGCCCGACGCCGACGCCCUCCCCUUCGACGUCAUCUUCGGCCCGGCCUACAAGGGCAUCCCGCUGGCCACGGCGACCACCAUGGCGCUGGCGCAGCUGCCGGGCGGCGCGGGCGCGCGGUACGGGCGGGUCGAGUACAGCUUCGACCGCAAGGAGGCCAAGGACCACGGCGAGGGGGGCUCGAUCGUGGGGGCGCCGCUCAAGGGCCGGCGGGUGCUGAUCAUCGACGACGUCAUCAGCGCGGGCACGGCCAAGCGCGACGCCGUGGCCAAGAUCCAGGCCGAGGGCGGCACCGUCGUCGGCAUCGUCGUCGCCCUCGACCGCCAGGAGACGCUGCCCGACAGCGCCGGCAGCGCCAUCGGCCUGCUGCGCCGCGAGUUCGGCAUCCCCAUCGUCGCCAUCCUGACCCUCGAGAACAUCGUCCAGGGCCUGAAGGACAGCGGCGUCGCCUCCCAGGACGACCUGCGCCGCAUCGAGGAGUACCGCGCCAAGUACGGGGCGACCGACUAA